AUGGCUGAUGACCGGUCAAACGCCCCAGAAACCUCUCACAAUCAUCAAAAUGCUUCUGAUGAUGAGGAUGCUGCUCUGUCCCCAGCAGAUGGCUACUUUCACAACUCGAAUGUCUUGUCGCAAGUAGUGGCACCCGAUAUCAAUGAUGGCCAGAGCCGUGUCACCGAUAGCCGGGAAACACGAGGACCGCUCUCUGCCAACGUGCCUCACGUUCCCAAUGUCUUGGUUGAGGAUCCAACGCUACGGCAAAGUGCUGCCGAUGCCAAGGCCCAAGAGGCAGCAGAUGAGGCAUCCGGCUCCAAUCCUCGAAACGACCAAGCAUCGCCAGACCAGGAGCCAGAGCAAGAACAACAACAAGAGCAGACACACGACAAUGGCAGUCCACAACCACAAGAAGCCAGCUCUUCGGCAGCACCAGUACAGACACCUACCACAAUAGAAACUGGUGCCAGUCCAACAGCCCAGCCUAUUCCACGUCCAUCUUCGCCUUCACCUCCACCGUCGCCUCUAUCACCACGUCCUCCACGGCGAUCGACAUCGGAAAACGCACCAUUGAUUCGUGGACAUCAUCGUGGCCAUCAUGGCAAUAGAGGCUACUCUGAUGCACCGCCAGCGUAUUCCCGGAACCCGCCAGCAUCUUAUCAGUCCAUCAACCCCAAUCCCUCCACGGCAUCCAUUCCGUCAGAGAACAAUGCAUUUCCAGGAGAAGAGGAACCAUUACUCUCAACUGACCCUCAGGCUAUGAGCGUACCUUUCCCUGAGCCAGAACUACCAGUGUCGCUUGUCUUUUGGCGCCGUUUCAGCAAGGUCACAGAACGCCCAAGAUAUAAAAAAAGAAUUGUCCUGAUCCUUGCUGCAAUUCUCAUUCUUGUCGUUAUGGCAAUAGUCGCCAUUACAUAUGCCAUGUCCAAUCACCAUAAACAUGACUACGUCGAAGAACCUGUUAAGCCGCCUGACGCGCCUGAAGAUGAUGGAUUUCACUGGAAUCCACCCAGGAACUGCCGCCAAUCCGAGCAUAGCCGCAUCACUGGCAGGCAGACAUAUACGUUUAGUGAAGACAAAGACUUUACUAUCCUCGAAGUCGCAAGUCAAGAAGAUUCCCAGCCAGCAAGCCGCCGAGUCCACGUCUUUGGGGACAUGUUCAUUCAGCCAAGCAGUGGUUCAUCCUACUCCACUGGCUCUAUUCUGGUCGAAUCCAUCGCAAAUCAAGAAGAGCUAGGACCGUUGCUUGGCUGGGACAGAAGCACUCGUACCUUCAAGCUAACCACCCCCGGUGAAGUACAUUGGGACGAUCGAGAUUCGGAUCCUUGUAUGCAAGUCCGCAUCACCAUGUCUGUCCCACAAGAUGCCGUUCUCAACUCGCUUUCCCUUCAAUCGCAGAAUCUCAAUAUCAAGGUCCACGAGGGCCUGGCAUUGAGUGUGAUGAGCCACGCUGAUGUCCUAACAAUGGCCGGUGACGUCAUUUUUCCGAAAAGGCAAAAGAACGAAACCCUGGUUCCUUAUCGUCUCGAAACGAGCGACUUGACCGUGCAAGCUACGGCUGGCAACUUGCGUGGAUGGUUCCCUAUAUAUGACACGCUGAUACUAGCCACACAUUCUGGUAACGUCGUCGCAAACGUAAGCCAAAAGCUGCCCAAGUACCCCAAGGCCACUGCGUCGAAGCUAGGCGUAAAAACGCACACCGGACAUGUAACCAUUUCAGAGUCUCACAUCGACACAUCCUCUGGACGGUCGAGGUUGCGGGAGCAUCAGGUAGCCGUCGAAGGAGACACAGGCAACACGGAUAUCGAAACUCUUUUUGCGUCCAUGGUCCUCAUAACCUCCCAGAGCGGAAAUAUAAAAUUGAAUGCCUGGCCAGCUUCAGACAGUGAUUGCGUAAGAUGGGGCCACAAGUUUUGCUUGAUUUCGACAGAGACCAAAUCAGGUUCUACUGCUAUUACGAUCAAUCCGCCCCGAAAGUUGAAAGCAGGCAGCCCAGAUCAGGGGAACUCUACAUUUGAUGACGCAAUAUCUCCCUUUGAUACCCAUGUCGGAAUGUCAGGCAACCUUACCAAGCUCCAGUCCGAGCACGCUUCAACAACUGGGAAAAUCACAGCCAAAUAUCCGCGGUCCUGGCAGGGAACGGUAAUUGGUUCAACUCUGACGGGCAACUUGUCAUAUCGCGGCAAAGAUUUAAUCAUGAAGAAGUGGGAUGCUGUCAACAAGCGAUUGAAAGGAGUCAAAGGAGAGGGAGACUCUGUGCUCGUCGUGAGUACAUUGUCAGGCGAUCAGGACGUCUUGGUGGGUGACGAAGAAGAUGCGUAA
Molecule: messenger RNA, 2304 nt
Organism: Pochonia chlamydosporia 170
Lineage: Eukaryota; Fungi; Ascomycota; Sordariomycetes; Hypocreales; Clavicipitaceae
Exons: 2
Coding region: 1-2304 (767 amino acids)
Source: RefSeq, a predicted model, not a curated record